AUGGUUAAGAAAUUUCCAAAACUUAAAGUACUUCUGCUGUCUAUCUCAAUGAUUAUUGUACUAAGAAAUGUAAGAAGGCUGAGAAAGUCGUCAUUGAUUCCUGGUAGAUACCUACUGCUCAUUGCACAUCCUGAUGAUGAGUCUAUGUUUUUUGCCCCGUCUCUAUUAAACCUGAAAGGAAACAUUGAUAUCCUCUGCCUGUCUAACGGAAAUAAAGAGGGAAAGGGAAAAGAGAGAGAAGAAGAGCUUAGGAAAGUAGGAUACUACAUUGGAGCGAAUGUGACCAUAACGACUCUUUUUUCCGAUGGGAAAGACUGGGAUCCGCUAAAAGUUUAUCUAAGACUCCUAUGGGCAUACAUGUCAAGACCAUUUGACGUUCUGAUGACUUUUGAUGAGAGGGGUGUGUCUGGACACAAAAACCAUAUUUCUUGUUAUAAAGGUGCAACAUUGUUUCUGAGAGUACAUAAUGAUGUAAAAGGAGCAAUAUUAGAGUCUAAGAGCCUAUUUCGUAAAUACAUAGUUGAUACGGGGUUUUCCAAGGUUUCUAGUACGGUUCCCUUUAGGAUGUACAUGGCACCUGUCAAGAUGAUACUUUUUCAUAGAUCCCAAAUGAUAUGGUUCAGGUAUCUCUAUAUGCUAUUCUCCAACUUUAUGUCAUAUAACGAUUUUACCAUCAUAAACUAA
Molecule: messenger RNA, 684 nt
Organism: Encephalitozoon romaleae SJ-2008
Lineage: Eukaryota; Fungi; Microsporidia; Unikaryonidae
Exons: 1
Coding region: 1-684 (227 amino acids)
Biological process (GO): GPI anchor biosynthetic process
Cellular component (GO): endoplasmic reticulum
Molecular function (GO): N-acetylglucosaminylphosphatidylinositol deacetylase activity
Source: RefSeq, a predicted model, not a curated record